UUUAAGGGGAGGGGAGGUGAGAGUCUGUCGCUGCUAAUUUAAGAAUAUAUAUAUAUAUAUAUAUAUAAAUAUAUAUAUUAAUUGGAAGAAAUUUUGGGGGAAAACUGACGUAGUGUACAAGCGGAAGGCUGUGAAUUUGGAUAACUUGCCACGUCCUACUGAGAAGAGAGAAAACUUUCUGCACUUCCUGCUCAAGAUUAAUGUACAAAAGGCAGUGUUUGAGCACUCUCUGUUAGGUUUGACCAUUUACAACACUUGCAAGACGCACAAAGCCCCUUCUGCGAGCUGAAAAGGCUGAAAGCUGUCCUGUCUCGUCACUACUACUUGUGCUACACGUUGGCGGGGCGUUGGUUUGUUCCCCCAGCCCUCCCCAACACUCAUCACUCUGUGCAGCACAAACGCUCCUAAGGCUCAGGAGGAUAUAAGCCCGAUCCAUUGAUCACACUACUCUUAAAAAAAGAAGGGGAAAAGAAGAAGAAGAAAAUGGCCGGUACAAACAGCAUCGAGGCGGUGAAGAGAAAGAUUAAAGUUUUGCAGCAGCAAGCCGACGAGGCUGAAGAAAGGGCCGAGAUGUUGCAGAGGCAGGUCGAGGAAGAGAAGCGCGCCCGAGAGCAGGCUGAAGCCGAGGUGGCCUCUCUGAACAGGCGUAUCCAGCUGGUUGAGGAGGAGCUGGACAGAGCUCAGGAGAGACUGGCCACAGCCUUACAGAAGCUGGAAGAGGCAGAGAAGGCAGCAGAUGAGAGUGAGAGAGGCAUGAAGGUGAUAGAGAACAGAGCGCUGAAGGAUGAGGAGAAGAUGGAGUUACAGGAGAUCCAGCUGAAGGAGGCCAAGCACAUUGCUGAGGAGGCCGACCGCAAGUACGAGGAGGUGGCUCGUAAGCUGGUGAUCGUCGAGGGAGAGCUGGAGCGCACUGAGGAGAGAGCCGAGCUCGCCGAGGCUAAAAAGAAGCAGCUCGAGGAGGAGCUAAGGGUGCUGGACCAAACACUGAAGACUCUGCAUGCUUCUGAGAACAAGUAUUCCCAGAAGGAAGACAAAUAUGAGGAGGAGAUCAAGAUCCUGACUGAUAAGCUGAAAGAAGCUGAGACUCGCGCUGAGUUUGCGGAGAGGUCUGUAGCCAAGCUGGAGAAGACCAUCGAUGACCUGGAAGAUGAGCUCUAUGCUCAGAAACUCAAGUACAAGGCCAUUAGUGAAGAGCUGGAUCACGCCCUCAACGACAUGACCUCUAUAAAACCUAAAAGAUGCCAAGGAGGAGAACGUCAAGAUCCAUGCCACUCUGGACCAGACCCUGAGCGAACUGAACAGUUUUUAAACAUCCUGGACCAGGACAUUCCUCCGUUCCCCUUUUCAACACACUCCUCUCAUGUCUCUAAUUUGGUCCAAAUUGUCUAAUUCACCCAAAGUUGUUUCCUUUCUCCUUUCCGCUCCCUUCACCCAACUUUUGGUUGAAGCUGAGCUCGCAGAAGCAACCAGCUGUGGCACCAAAUCUCUAUGCAAAUUUGUGACACAAUUUCCUCUUCCAGAGCUGUUCAGAGUCUUGAGUGUGUAUUGUAUUUGUCAGAAUUCAGAUUUUUUCCCCCCCUUAAAUUGGUGCCAAAUCCCUGAGAUGUUUCAUCUGAGGCUUUCAGUGUGUUGCUUUGGUUGUGACAAAGCUUAGGUACAGUUCACUUUACUUUAUCCCUUUCCUCCACAAACAUCAGUGAGACAUCAGACAUCAUCCUUCCUUAAAAUUUGUACUUUUUUUUUUUUUUUUUUUUUUGGUGCUACUAUUUCGGCACCUUUUGAGUAUAAUCUUUGCUCUGCGGUAAACAUUUGCGUUGAUGUACCUAUCCCAUUUUCUUUACCCGUCACCAUUUUUUCUUCUUCAUACAGGCUUUUGGGACCAUUUCUACAGGUGAGGUCUUAAAAUGGUCUGGUUUCAAAAUGAGAGCCUUUAAUUUGUGGGUUGUUUUGUUUUUGUUUUUUAGUUCAUUUAUAUGUAUUGUGUCCAGGCAUGAUGUUUGUCACUGUUUUAACAGUAAACGCACUUGCCUUGUUCGAACCACUACAUGUGCAACACUCCACUGGCUCACAGCAAACAUCAAGCCUGAAUUGAUGAGUGUUCAUUAGCAAUGAUGGACUGUGCAUGCCUGCUUUUAAUGGAGCAAUACACAAAUAAGCUCCCGACAGGAGCAAGGGAUUUUUUUUUUAUACAUACAUACAUACACACACACACACACACACACACACGUACAGACAACUAAGUGGCGUCACUGCCAGAUGUUUUGUUUUGCGACCUCUAAGUAGUAUAUAUCUGAAGAUCAUUUCUGGCCAAGAAAUCGAGAGGAGGGGGGAAGAGGUAACGUUUCAAAGUAAAUAAAAGGUUAAAAAUGCAUAUUUUUAACUGGACAAGUCAAACAUGCAUAUAUAAUCAUUUUUGUUAUUGUCUUUGUAAUGAUGCAUUUUUAAAAAAAAUAAAAUCUGUGGGUUUUUUUUUUUUUUUUUUUUUAACAUCACACCAAACAUUUCAGUACAUUUUUUUUGAACUCCUGUUUUUGUACAUGUCUUAAAAUGUGUUAAGUGGAUAAGAUUUAUUUACAAAGUACUGCACGUUGACUAAAAAUGGUACAAGAAAUAAGUGUAAAAGAUGCAGGAAAUAAAAUGCUAAAAUAAAACAGCUAGAUAAAAAUAUAUAACACAAAACAAGCUAAUAUGGCAAAUUGUGACCUAGUGACCCAAAGACCAGCAUGUACUGAAAGAUUUAAUAUGAGGUAUGAAUUCCAAAAUGGAUGAGACUUGUCUAAUAAAUUUUGAUGGUUGCAGAGUUUAGGGGCAGAGGUGGCAACCUUAAAUUUUUAUUGGGAAACACAUUAAGCUCAAACCUUUCCGUUCCUUUAAUUAUUGCGUGUCUGAUUAAUUACAAUUACUCAUGGAAGUUUUAUUGUUUUUGAUUCAGGGCAUUAUCCCAUUAAUCCUGUAGACCUGUACACCUGGUACUGUUCUUCCAGACCUGUAACACCACCAGCUUUAGCUCUGUCCCUUUAAGCCUUGUCUAUAAUAAGAUGAUGACUUGAAGCAUGUGAAUGUUGAUCACUCUGCUUUGGUUUUCGUGAACUUGAGUGCCCAAGAUGAUUCCACAUUUUGGCUAGCCUUGGGGGAUACAAUCCUUUUAGCUGCAUGUUUGAUUUUUAUUGCUAUGAAAAAUAUAAGUAAAUAUGUAUACAUGCGUGCGCACACACACACACAGUUUAACAUUUUGGAAUUAUGGGACUUUUCCCAGUCUUAUUAUUGCCUUUUGCUAGUACUUUGGUCUUUUAAUGGCAGGAACAACAAAUUAAAAAGAUGUAAAUAGACUAUAUGGAUGCCUGAACAGGACCCCCAUAUACUGAUCUUCCCCCAAACUGUUGCCACAAAGUUGGAGGCAUAUCAUUGUGUAGAACAGUGGUUCUCAGACAUUUUCAGCAUGAGGCCCUCCUUGUGUAGGGUGCAUCCCUUUGUGGACCCGUAGACUUAUCAUAUUUUCUUAAUUUAGCUUUUUUUUUUACACUGGGCUGUUCUGUAUUAACUUUCUCAGCGAAGAGCCUAUGUCCUCUAUCUAAAAAUGUAUACAUUUUAAGUAGUCUCAGGUUUUAUCAGCGUGUGGCUAGCAGAGCAUAAAUGUAUGUCUUGGUUUGGUGAUGUUUCAGCUGAAUGUGCUGUGUAUAAUUUAUUUAACUUAUUAAUAUUAAAUUUUUGUGUACAUCAUAGUUCAAAGGUUGACAAUCCCGAUUUACAUGUAGGUAAAAUUAAUUUAAAAAAAAUAAAAAUUCCUUUGUGGCCCCUCUGGCUCCAUCUGCUGGCCCC
Ictalurus furcatus (blue catfish) is the source of this 3819-nucleotide messenger RNA. It is a transcript of the gene tpm3, whose product is annotated as tropomyosin 3. NCBI's taxonomy places the organism in Eukaryota, Metazoa, Chordata, Actinopteri, Siluriformes, Ictaluridae. The transcript is spliced from 9 exons. The record is from RefSeq and is a predicted model, not a curated record. Gene Ontology annotation, molecular function: actin filament binding. Gene Ontology annotation, biological process: actin filament organization; muscle contraction. Gene Ontology annotation, cellular component: actin filament. Bases 484 to 1389 code for a protein of 301 amino acids.